This is a messenger RNA of Periophthalmus magnuspinnatus, 424 nucleotides long. It is a transcript of the gene atp5mf, whose product is annotated as ATP synthase membrane subunit f. Bases 18 to 323 code for a protein of 101 amino acids. The transcript is spliced from 4 exons. Lineage: Eukaryota; Metazoa; Chordata; Actinopteri; Gobiiformes; Gobiidae. Gene Ontology annotation, biological process: proton motive force-driven mitochondrial ATP synthesis. Gene Ontology annotation, molecular function: proton-transporting ATP synthase activity, rotational mechanism. The record is from RefSeq and is a predicted model, not a curated record.
GCCUUUGUCUUUUUCCCAUGAUCCUUUGCUUCUCGCUCUUGGAUCCAGUCAAGAUGGCGGAAAAACCAGUUCCCAUCGUGGAGAAGCGGCUGAUGGAUGUGAAGCUCGGUGAACUGGGGACCUGGGUUGGAGGUCGAGACUUCACUCCUAAUGGAAUCAUCGCAUCCCUCCGCAGAGGCCACGACAGAUACUACAACAAGUACAUCAACGUAAAGAAAGGAGGCAUUGGCGGCGUGGCGAUGCUACUCGCUGGAUACGUAGCCCUCAGCUAUCUGUGGGAAUAUGACCACAUCAAGCAUGAUCGCUGGAGGAAGUACCAUUGAGCGGCCAUUAGAUUCUCAAGGGUUGCAGAAUUGUCACUUCCUGCUUUCCGCUCUGUUCUGUUUAAUUUGUAAUUGUUGUGACCAAUAAAUAUUAAACUAUA